Molecule: messenger RNA, 957 nt
Organism: Postia placenta MAD-698-R-SB12
Lineage: Eukaryota; Fungi; Basidiomycota; Agaricomycetes; Polyporales; Adustoporiaceae
Exons: 4
Coding region: 1-957 (318 amino acids)
Source: RefSeq, a predicted model, not a curated record
AUGUCUUCCGACGCAUUCGCGGAUUUGCGUGCUUGGCUCCAAGGGACCACCAACACGAGCACGGAGGAAGAAGCAUUUCUCACAGCAAGUCCUGCGCCCCACCAAGAGCCACACGCGUCAGAUGCACCCGAGGGCGACGAAGACCUAGAGGGUCUGUUUGCAGAUUUCAACUGGGAUUUGUCAUCCCAUGUAUUCCCGGAGCCCUCCAGCUCUAAGGAACUCACCCCGGGGAAUGCCGCCAUAGGGAUCAGUCCUGUGGACACAGUCCUCCAGCCGGAGACUUCGAGUGGCCGAGGGUGCACACCCGCGCAAAGACACGGGCAAGUUGUGGAGCAUCCACUACAGGCGGAUUAUCCAUCCGCUGUUCCCUUCAACUAUGCGCCUUGCGGCGCGCUGUUGCCAGCCGAAGGACCGUGGGAAGCCCCAGUAGAUUCAUUGCAAGCCUGUUACACAAACUGGCUCUAUCAGUGCUACAUAGCACAACCAUCGCACGUUGCACUGCACAGUGUAACCAGCGAUCCCAUCCCUGGCCUGCGAUACGCAGGGCAGGUAAGGGAAAACACCAAUUACAUCGACAACGCCAACGACAACGUCGUCGACACCCCAGCGCCGCGCGCUCCUCGUUCUAGGAGGCCCCGGUCUGGUACUCGCAGGGAUGUCAUCCGCCUGUACGUCAACAGGAGAUCCAAGCCCCAGGAGCCCGCUGCAUACAACUACAAAUGCGAGCAUUGCGACGCAUGGUUCAGUCGCAGCAGCGAUCGUCGACGUCAUAUAAGAAACGGUUGCGCCAAUGGCGAGCAGAAGGAAUGGGAAUGUCCUCUCUGUUUCAAGGUGUACUCGCGCGACGACGCACGCGGGAGGCAUUGCCGCGAUCUGCACGCUCGACUUAGUCGGCGAUGGAUAGCUUCUAACACCAGCAUAUGGGAUAGCACGAACGUUCGCAAAACGACGUGGUGA